ACGACAAAGCUCGCGCGUAAUUUCCGGUUAAAACAUCAUGGCGGCGCCCACACAAAUGUCACACUACUGCUGGUUCUGAAAACAGAAACUCUUGUCUUGGUUUUCUGCUCUUUGGACAACAGGAUAGACGUGGGCGACUUAUUUCUACAGUGUCGACAGGGUGAACCAGAGAACGCGAUGGUCCAUUUAUCCUCACUGCUCCUGAAGACUUACCAUGGCGGCUACGUUGUCAUCAGGCUUGCUCUGGCUGGUCACAAACAAGCCAACAGGCCUUUUUACCGCAUAGUAGCAGCUCACAAUAAAAGGGCAAGAGAUGGAAAAUACAUCGAGCAGCUGGGCACCUACGACCCCCUCCCCAACGUCUACAAUGAGAAACUCGUCAGCUUCAACUUCGACCGCCUGAAGUACUGGAUCGGUUGUGGCGCUCACCCUACAAAGCCCGUGGCCAAACUUCUAGGUCUAGCAGGAUUUUUUCCACUGCAUCCCAUGACAAUAACAGAAGCAGAGCGUCAGAAAGCCCAGACACAAGUGACACAAACAGAGGAAGGUUCAGAGCAGGAACAGAAGAAGGCAGAAGCAGUUUGAGACGGUGUGGAACAACCGUUCACAGCAGCUUCAGAAAAGAAACGCUCAAUUCAACGACAACAUUUGUCCAGUCAUCGCCGACGCCCUGUAAAUCCUAUCGUUUUUCUUUUUUCUUUUUUUUUACUAAAUAUUCCAUGUAAUUGAAUAAACUUAGUUCAACUGCU
Messenger RNA from Cynoglossus semilaevis (tongue sole), 749 nucleotides. RefSeq names its product mitochondrial ribosomal protein S16 (gene mrps16). NCBI's taxonomy places the organism in Eukaryota, Metazoa, Chordata, Actinopteri, Pleuronectiformes, Cynoglossidae. Gene Ontology annotation, cellular component: mitochondrial small ribosomal subunit; ribosome. Gene Ontology annotation, biological process: mitochondrial translation. Bases 178 to 585 code for a protein of 135 amino acids. The record is from RefSeq and is a predicted model, not a curated record. The transcript has 4 exons. Gene Ontology annotation, molecular function: structural constituent of ribosome.